CUCUCUGGGCGGUCUUCCUGUUUCCUGUUUAAAUUUACUUUCACUUCCCAGAGACUGUGACGCAGUUAUUUUUCUCCGUGGGGAGCUCCAGCUGGAGGACCCAUCAGAGACCAGACCCUGCUGGACCUGGACCUGGACCUGGACCCAGCUGUGUGUCCAUGCAGCCCCCGUUCCUCUAAUAAAGACCUGUAAGGGAGAGGAGGAGAGAAAUGGAGGAGAGAGGCGUGAUGGAGAGACUUGAAUGGCAGAAGGAGAGAACUGAGAUGGAAAGGGAAAUAGAAACGUUAAGAAGAAGACUGAGGACCAAGAAGAGACCAGAGUCUCCUGAUCCAGAUCCUGAUCCUGAACCUGAUCUUGACCCUGGACCCAGCUGUGUGUCCUUUAAGAGCGACUGGUCACAUGAACGUUAUAUUAACUUUAAAGGAGAUCAACCCUCUGCUGGAGAGAGGAUCAAGCAGAGACCAGAGUCUCCUGAACCUGAUCCUGAACCUGAUCCUGAACCUGAUCCUGAUCCUGAUCCUGAUCUUGGACCCAGCUGUGUGUCCUUUAAGAGCGACUGGUCACAUGAUCGCGAUAUUAACUUUAAAGGAGAUCAACCCUCUGCUGGAGAGAGGACCCAUCAGAGACCAGACCAACCUGAUCCUGAUCCUGAUCCUGAUCCUGAACCCAGCUGUGUGUCGAUUGAGAGCGAUCGGUCAAAGGAUGGACGCUUUGACUUUAAAGGAGAUCAACCCUCUGCUGGAUCGAGGAUCCAUCAGACACCAGACUCUGCUGGACCUGGACCCAGCUGUGUGUCCUUCAAGAGUGACUGGUCACAUCAAGGCCUCAUUGACUUUAAAGGUCAACAACCCACUGCUGGAAAGAGAGUGGACCAGGAGAGCUCAGAGGGUCCCAGUGGUCAGUCUGCCCAGCAGCAUCAAACCCCCCUGGACUCCAUCUUUAGGCUGCUGGAGGACAACAUCAUCACUUUUGUGAAGAACGAGCUGAAGAAGAUCCAGAAGCUUCUGAGACCAGAUUACCCAGAAUGCUCAGAGAGUCAGAGGGAGGGUGAGGAUGAAGAGCAGAGGAGGAGCAGAGAGGCGUUUCUGAAGAUCACACUCCACUUCCUGAGGAGAAUGAAGCAGGACGAGCUGGCUGACCGUCUGCAGAGCAGAAGUCCAGCAGAAGUUUCUAAGCAUAAACUCAAAUCUAAGCUAAACAGGAAGUUCCAGAGUGUGUUGAUUGCUAAAGCAGGAAACCAAACCGUUCUGGAUCAGAUGUUCACAGAGAUCUACCUCAUGAAGGGAGGGGCUGCAGGGGUCAAUGAUGAACAUGAGGUCAGACAGAUUGAAACAGCAUCCAGGAAACCAGACAGACCAGAAACAAUAAUCAGACAAGAAGACAUCUUUAAAACCCCACCUGGAAGAGAUGAACCAAUCAGAGCAGUGAUGACAACCGGAGUGGCUGGCAUCGGGAAAACAGUCUUAACCCAGAAGUUCACUCUGGACUGGGCUGAAGGCAAAGCCAACCAGGACAUCCAGUUCACAUUCCCCUUCACCUUCAGAGAGCUGAAUGUGCUGAAAGAGAGAAAGUUCAGCUUGGUGGAACUUGUUGAUUACUUCUUUAGUGAAACCAAAGAAGCAGGAAUCUGCCGGUUUGAAGAGUUCCCGGUGGUCUUCAUCUUUGACGGUCUGGAUGAGUGUCGACUUCCUCUGGACUUCCUCAACACUAAAAUCCUGACUGAUGUUACAGAGACCACCUCAGUGGGUGUGCUGCUGACAAACCUCAUCAGGGGGGAUCUGCUUCCCUCUGCUCGCCUCUGGAUAACCACACGACCUGCAGCAGCCAAUCAGAUCCCUCCUGGGUGUGUUGACAUGGUGACAGAGGUCAGAGGGUUUAAUGAUGCCCAAAAGGAGGAGUACUUCAGGAAGAGAUUCAGAGAUGAGGAGCAGGCCAGCAGAAUCAUCUCCCACAUCAAGACCUCACAAAGCCUCCACAUCAUGUGCCACAUCCCAGUCUUCUGCUGGAUCACUGCUACAGUUCUGGAGGACAUGUUGAAAACCAGAGAGAGAAGGGAGCUGCCCAAGACCCUGACUGAGAUGUACAUCCACUUCCUGGUGGUUCAGUCCAAAGUGAAGAACAUCAAGUAUGAUGGAGGAGGUGAGACGGAUCCAACCUGGAGUCCAGAGAGCAGGAAGAUGAUGGAGUCUUUGGGAAAACUGGCUUUCGAGCAGCUGCAGAAAGGCAACCUGAUCUUCUAUGAAUCAGACCUGACAGAGUGUGGCAUCGAUAUCAGAGCAGCCUCAGUGGUCUCAGGAGUCUUCACACAAAUCUUUAAAGAGGAGAGAGGACUGUACCAGGACAAGGUGUUCUGCUUCGUCCAUCUGAGUGUCCAGGAGUUUAUGGCUGCUCUUCAUGUCCAUCUGACCUUCACCAACUCUGGAGUCAACCUGCUGGCAGAAGAACAAACAUCAUCAACACAGUUCUACCAGAGUGCUGUGGACAAGGCCUUACAGAGUCCAAAUGGACACCUGGACUUGUUCCUCCGCUUCCUCCUGGGUCUUUCUCUGCAGACAAAUCAGAAUCUCCUAAGAGGUCUGCUGACACAGACAGGAAGUAGAUCAAAGAUGAAUCAGGAAACAGUAAAGUACAUCAAGAAGAAGAUGGAUGAGGAUCUGUCUGCAGAGAGAAGCAUCAAUCUGUUCCACUGUCUGAAUGAACUGAAUGAUCGUUCUCUAGUGGAGCAGAUCCAACGGUUCCUGAGAUCAGGACGUCUCUCCGCACAUAAUCUGUCUCCUGCUCAGUGGUCAGCUCUGGUCUUCAUCUUACUGUCAUCAGAAGAAGAUCUGGACGUGUUUGACCUGAAGAAAUACUCUGCUUCAGAGGAGGCUCUUCUGAGGCUGCUGCCAGUGGUCAAAGCCUCCAACAAAGCUCUGCUGAGUGGCUGUAACCUGUCAGAGAGAAGCUGGGAAGCUCUGUCCUCAGUUCUCAGCUCCCAGUCCUCUAGUCUGAGAGAGCUGGACCUGAGUAACAACAACCUGCAGGAUUCAGGAGGGAAGCUGAUCUCUGAUGGACUGAAGAGUCCACACUGCACUCUGGAGACUCUCAGUCUGUCAGGCUGUCUGAUCUCAGAGGAAGGCUGUUCUUCUCUGGUCUCAGCUCUGAGCUCCAACCCCUCCCAUCUGAGAGAGCUGGACCUGAGCUACAAUCAUCCAGGGGACUCAGGAGUGAAGCUGCUGUCAGCGGGACUGAAGGAUCCUCUCUGGAGACUGGACACUCUCAGAUUCCUGUGAACUCACAGUCGACACCAACACGGUGCACAGGAACCUCA
Molecule: messenger RNA, 3310 nt
Organism: Etheostoma spectabile (orangethroat darter)
Lineage: Eukaryota; Metazoa; Chordata; Actinopteri; Perciformes; Percidae
Product: protein NLRC3
Exons: 12
Coding region: 210-3272 (1020 amino acids)
Molecular function (GO): protein binding
Source: RefSeq, a predicted model, not a curated record